Molecule: messenger RNA, 4033 nt
Organism: Cornus florida
Lineage: Eukaryota; Viridiplantae; Streptophyta; Magnoliopsida; Cornales; Cornaceae
Product: pentatricopeptide repeat-containing protein At4g21065-like
Exons: 3
Coding region: 106-1965 (619 amino acids)
Biological process (GO): RNA modification
Molecular function (GO): protein binding; RNA binding; zinc ion binding
Source: RefSeq, a predicted model, not a curated record
UAUACAUAUAUGUGUGGUUCUUGCUUUCAUUGUAAAUCGGAAAAAUAAAAAAUCUCAAAGACAAAACCCACUUAAUCGACUUGGAAAGUAGAAACAUGAUAUGAUAUGAACUCAAAGCAACUCUCCUUCAACACCUUCUUUCCACAUUCUCACUUCACAUUUUCUACAUCAACCUCCGUUCAGGAGUACUCGAAACCCCAUAUUCUCAAGAAAUGCAUUGCUCUCUUGCUAACCUGCGCCUCCUCCAAAUUCAAACUUAAGCAGAUCCAUGCAUUCUCUGUUAGACAUGGUGUUCCUCUCUCCAGCCCAGACAUGGGCAAACACCUCAUCUUCAUCAUUGUGUCCCUUUCAGGACCCAUGUCCUAUGCUCACCAAAUCUUUUCCCAAAUCCAAGACCCUAAUAUAUUCACUUGGAACACCAUGAUUAGGGGUUAUGCUGAGAGUGAAAGCCCAAGGCCAGCCAUCGACAUUUACAAGAAAAUGCAUGUAUCUUCUAUUGAGCCUGACACACACACAUACCCUUUUCUUCUGAAAGCCAUUGCCAAGUUGUUGGCUGUUCGGGAGGGUGAGAAAGUACAUUCAAUUGCUAUAAGAAAUGGGUAUGAGUCACUAGUCUUUGUUCAGAACACCUUGGUUCAUAUGUAUGCUGCAUGUGGGCAAGCUGAAAGUGCACACAAGUUGUUUGAGUUAAUGCCUGAAAAGAAUCUUGUGACUUGGAAUUCUGUAAUUAAUGGGUUUGCACUCAAUGGAAGGCCUAAUGAGGCAUUGACCCUUUAUAGGGAAAUGGGUUUGGAGGAUGUUGAACCAGAUGGGUUUACCAUGGUUAGUUUGCUCUCUGCUUGUGUUGAGCUUGGGGCUUUGGCAUUGGGUAGGAGGGCCCAUGUGUACAUGUUGAAGGUUGGAUUGAGUGAAAAUUUGCAUGCUGCAAAUGCCCUUUUGGAUUUCUAUGCAAAGUGUGGGAGCAUUAGGGAGGCACAAAAGGUUUUUGAUGAGAUGGGGGAAAAGAGUGUGGUGUCUUGGACUUCUUUGAUUGUUGGGUUGGCUGUUAAUGGAUUUGGUAACGAAGCGCUUAAGCUUUUCAAGCGGAUGGAGAAACUGGGAUUGGUGCCUACUGAGAUCACUUUUGUUGGGGUAUUGUAUGCUUGUAGUCAUUGCGGCAUGGUGGAUGAAGGGUUUGCUUACUUUAAGAGGAUGAAAGAGGAAUUUGGCAUUGUGCCCAAGAUAGAACAUUAUGGUUGCAUGGUGGAUUUGUUGGGUAGGGCAGGUUUAGUGAAGAAGGCAUUUGAAUUUGUUCAAAGCAUGCCAUUACGGCCUAAUGCUGUCGUUUGGAGGACCUUAUUAGGAGCAUGCACUAUACAUGGGCAUUUGGCUUUAGGGGAGGUUGCAAGAGCUCAACUUCUACAAUUAGAGCCCAAACAUAGUGGGGAUUACGUGCUCCUUUCCAACCUCUAUGCGUCAGAGCAGCGUUGGUCGGAGGUGCAAAAGGUGAGGAGGACAAUGUUGAGGGAAGGUGUGAAGAAAACUCCAGGGUAUAGCCUUGUUGAGUUGGGCAACUGUGUCCAUGAAUUUGUAAUGGGAGAUAGAUCUCAUUUCCAAAGUGAGGAAAUAUAUGCAAUGCUAGCGGAGAUGACAAAGUUGUUGAAAUUGGAAGGGUACAUGCCUCAUACAUCUAAUGUUCUUGCGGACAUAGAGGAAGAGGAGAAGGAGACUGCUUUGUCUUAUCAUAGUGAGAAGAUUGCAAUUGCAUUCAUGCUCAUUAAUACGCCACCAGGGACCCCAAUUCGAGUUGUGAAAAACUUGAGGGUGUGUGCAGAUUGCCACUUCGCAAUAAAACUCAUAUCGAAAGUUUUUGUUAGAGAGAUUGUUGUGAGGGAUCGAAGUCGAUUUCAUCAUUUUAAAGAAGGAUCUUGUUCCUGUAGGGAUUAUUGGAAUUCAGGCUUGCAUGAAAGCCAUGGAACCUGUUGAUGAGGAGCAAUAUACAACUGGUGUUUGCAUUCAUGGGAUCAGGCUUUCCACAUUUAAAUAGCAGGAGCUUAAGUUCCAAAAAGUGGGAGAAAAAAAUUUGUUAGCGGGGCGGGCAAGGGGGCAUAGUAUUUCCCAACGGGGCGGGGCUGGACAUGAAAAUCCAACCCGUCACAGGUCUCGGGGUGGACAUAGACUUGACAAAAAUUAAAAGGGGCGAGGCGGGAUUUAGGAAAACCCGCUCCAAACCCGCCCCGUUGCCAUCCCUACUUGAAUCAGGUUGUGUUGUGUUAAAUCCUAGAUUCAGGUAUCCAAUUCUCUCUCUAUUUCGUUCAUUAAAUUGAUUUUCAUCAUUUUAUGUACUCAUGAUAUGUUUUAGAGUUCUCAUUGAUUAUGAUAUUAAAAAAAAAAAAAAAAAAAAAAAAAAAAAAAAAAAAAAAAAAAAAAAUCAUUACUUUGUUUUAGAAGUAAUAUUUAAACACAUUAAAAUUAUCUAAACACAAUAUUUUGAAGACUCGGUAGAAGAGCCUGCAUGGUUGGCCAUGAAAUACCCCCAGACCACACUUGCUUAAUUCUAAAGCCUUACCCACGAUCUUUCUCCAAACUAUUGGCUGCUUUGGCCAUUGCACUACCGAUCCUCCUGUGAUUAUGCCUCCUAUUAAGGAACGAGCUCCCGGACCUACGAAGCCUAAACCCAAACGAUUCCGAUCCAAUUACCAGAGGUCAUUCCUAAUCGACCACUGCUUUGAAAUCAUCGUGUGUGUGUGUGUAUAUAUAUAUAUUCCCAUUACUUUGUUCCAUAUUUGAUAUUUAAAGUUUAGUUCGAAAUUUCCAUUUUUAACAGAAGUCAGUUGCAUAUUUCUUCCUAUUUUAAUAUUUUAACACACUCAACUCCUCUUUUCAAUUCCUUAUAUCCAAAACACUUAAUUCUUGACUCAUAAUUCAACACACUCAAUUUUUUUUUUUUUUUCCAAGAAAAAUAUUAUUACCAAAACACCACAAUUACAAAGCAGGGAGUGGCAAAACCCUCAGGAAAACCUAUAUACACCCAUUCUCAAAAAUCAACAAGCUAAAGUAAACACUCACGGGAACCUGGGCAAGGUGGGGGAUCUUUUAUUGUCAGGAGGAAGAGCAUUUCAGCACUCAUGGGGACCUGGGCAAAGAGGUGGAUCUUUUUUGCGAGGAUGAGCAUUUGGUACGCCCUUUGGCUCAGGAAGAAGAGGUUUAAAAGGAACCAUUUCAGCUUGCUUUAUUUUCUCGUCCGUGAAUCCGUUUUGUCCAUACACAUGAAGAAAUAAGAGAGGAAGAGCAAACAGAAGAAAGAUGACCCUGGAGAAGACUGCCAUGAAGAUUAAUCCUUUCUUAGAGGUUCUUGUCAAAACCACCCUCUUUUUUUUUUCCCUCCCUCUUUUAUCUCUAUUUAUACUUGCAAUAAGGCGCUUACUGGGUCGGAUAACAAUGCCAAAAUAAAGAAAAUACUCCUAAAUUAAUGUAAGUUGUCCAAAAUACAUGCCUGAAUAAUUGCAUGUACAUAGGAUUGUGCAUGGUUGAGUGCUUCCAGGGACUGGAAACAAUUUAAUUUCCAUGUAGGUGAAGGAUUAUUACAGCAUUGUUAAUGAGAGGCUAGCCAAUUCGUUCAGCUUAUCAUUUUCCUUUGUAAAUAGAAAUAAAUAUCGAAAACAAAACCGAAUGAAAUUUCAGUUGCUUGAUGAAUAAAUGUGAGAUUUAUGUGGGUCUCAUAAUGCAUCAAAUAGCUAAAUAUGUUUUUGUCUCUUUUUUGUUGCUUCUCUGAACAUUUAUAUGAAUAACGACUAGAAGAGUGUUGAUAUCCAGAACGACUAGUUUGAACGAAAUGGUGAGUUGAAAGCUUUCCAUCGUGGUUUGCUGAUUUGGUUCGCAACAAUUUUUUACCUUCUGAUACCGAGACUCACUCUGUACUUGUGGGUCUCAAAAUGUUAGGAUAAUGGUGCCUUAAAUUUUAUUAUAAUUAAGUAUUUAUUUUAGAAUCGUAUUUUAUGGUGUAAUUUUAUGAAAACUCUUGGCCUCGAGGGAGUUGGGUUUGGGCUCAUGA